AAUCUUAACUUUCAGAAUCUUCUUCCCUCACCAAUACAGUCGCAGUAUUUCAUCUGGGCUUCUUAAAUCUAAGCCAUUAAAAUGACCAAGUUUUCUUCUUUUUCUCUAUUUUUCCUAGUAACUGCGGCUUAUAUAACUCCAGAAUGUUUCAACAUGGAGAUUAUUGGAGGGAGAGAAGUGUCACCUCAUUCCAGGCCAUUCAUGGCUUCCAUCCAGGAUGACGGCGGUCACGUUUGCGGAGGCGUUCUGAUCCAUCCGGAGUGGGUGCUGACCGCGGCCCACUGCCGCUUUCGGUUUGCCAAACGCCAGUCUGCUAAAGUGGUUUUAGGAGCACACUCUCUCUCAAAGAAUGAGGCCUCCAAACAAAUAUUAGAGAUUAAAAAAUUUAUACCAUUCUCAAGAUUUAGAUCAGAUCCUGAAUCGAAUGAUGUUAUGCUGGUUAAGCUUUACACAGCCGCAAAACUCAACGAGUAUGUCCAGCUGCUCCACCCAAGAUCCAAAAACGAUAUUAGAGCUGGAACGAAAUGCCAGGUUACUGGCUGGGGGGCCACCGACCCAGAAGUUUUAACCCCCUCUGAUACCCUGCAAGAAGUCACUGUUACUGUCAUAAGUAGAAAACUUUGCAACAGCCGAAGUUAUCACAACCACAACCCUAUAAUAACUAAAGACAUGAUAUGUGCAGGAGAUGCCAAAGGCCAGAAGGAUUCCUGCCAGGGUGACUCAGGUGGCCCCUUGGUCUGCAAAGGUGCCUUCUAUGCCCUAGUCUCUGGAGGUCGUAAGUGUGGUGAUGCCAAGAAACCUGGAGUCUACAUCCUAUUAAGCCAGAAAUAUGAGGCUUGGAUCAAACGCAAGCUUCACCCAUCUCAUGGGAACUGAGACUACAAAUGAUUUUCUUGGAUCUACCAGUUGCUUGCUUUUGUUUCUGUGUUUGUUUUUCAUAAUAUGUUCUACU
Messenger RNA from Ceratotherium simum simum (southern white rhinoceros), 952 nucleotides. RefSeq names its product granzyme K (gene GZMK). NCBI's taxonomy places the organism in Eukaryota, Metazoa, Chordata, Mammalia, Perissodactyla, Rhinocerotidae. Gene Ontology annotation, biological process: proteolysis. Gene Ontology annotation, molecular function: serine-type endopeptidase activity. The record is from RefSeq and is a predicted model, not a curated record.